UCUAAGGAGUAUAAUUAGCCACAGCAGCAUCACUCUUUAUUUAUUCUCCGUAUCUUUCUCACCGCUCUGCUCACUAACCACUGCUGUAAUGGCACUGCAACCUGCGUGGGAAUGGUCUGUGAAAGUCCCAUUCACCAAACGCUUCCCGACUGUAUUAAAGGAAGAGAUGAUGCUUGUGGUUUGUGGGAUGGUCCCAGAAGACUCUAAACAUUUUGUUAUUAACUUCCAGCAAGGUGAAGAACCUGUCUCCAUCCCCUUCCACUUUGCUCCCUGCUUUGAUGGAGGCAAAGACAAGGUGGUUUACAGCUGCCAGGUGGACAAGAACUGGGCUCCAAUGCAGGACAAGUGCUGUGACCUGAACAUGAGAGGGAAGAAGUUCAACCUCACUUUCUUUUUCUGGAAGAACUGCUAUCAGGCCUGUCUGAAUGGUACUCAUCUGCUGAUCUAUGACCACAGUGAGUCUGACUGGAAGAUCGACACAGUGAACAUCUACGGAACUGUCAAGGUUGACAGUGUGAAGGCUUAUGACCUCCACUGUGCUAAAUCAGGUUCCUAGUGAGGUCUCUACGCCCGGGGAUUUGUUGUAAACCUGCACACGGAUUCUUCUCUCUGUGUCUGAUUCAGGGACAACUGGAGCUGCCUCACAUUCACCCAAAACAUCUUCGAUUGAUUGAAAUAAUUCACUUUCUGCAAAAUGUAUUUCCAUUAAAUCAGAUCCUGAUAUUA
Messenger RNA from Carcharodon carcharias (great white shark), 726 nucleotides. RefSeq names its product galectin-8-like. The record is from RefSeq and is a predicted model, not a curated record. Bases 89 to 556 code for a protein of 155 amino acids. Gene Ontology annotation, molecular function: carbohydrate binding. NCBI's taxonomy places the organism in Eukaryota, Metazoa, Chordata, Chondrichthyes, Lamniformes, Lamnidae. The transcript has 5 exons.